AUGGAGAGGCAAGGAAAUGAGGAGCAGCAGCAACCGGAUGUGGGUGAUUUUGGCGGUGCUGGCUUACGGAAGAAGACACCUCGGAGUAGUCAGAUUAGUGAAGGAAAGCAGCAGAGAGAUGUGGGUGAUUCUGCUGAAGCAGGCGACAUCGAGGCUGGCUUACGGGCAACGGCACCUCAGGGGAGUAGGACUGACGAAGGAGAGCCGCGUAAAAGUGAAGGCGAUUUGGCAAAUGCGGAUGACACCGAAGCUGACAUACAAGAAAAGCCACCUCUCAAUAGUCGGAUUGACGAAGAGGAACAUCCCCAAGAUGAUGGCGAUUUUGCUAGAGCAGGCGAAUUUGACAAAUUCGACUUCAAGCAGUAUGCCAGGAAGGAUAGGGUCACGAAGAUCAUCAUGACGUCCGACAUCGGGUACUUUACGUCCUUGCCGGGCGUUUGCGAAAUGCUCAUCUUCCUCUUCGACUUGAUUGGCAUGAUCCUGGCUGUGGCACCGUACCAGGGCGGUCCGUACUUUGCCUUCAUCGUGUUUGCGUCGCUCUUUGGCUGGGUGUCGGCUGGAGUCAUUUUCUUCACUAAACUCUGCUACGCCUCGCAUCACAUGAAUAUUAACUACAGGAUCUAUGUUUGCGUCCAUCUGUCCAUCGUGGCGGCCAUUGGCUUCAUCGCAACUGUGCUGGCAUCGAACCAAUCACUGUAUGGAAUGCGGAAACUAGAUAUCUCAAUGGCGGUGUUUAUCGGAGUUAGCACUGCAUUAUACAUCUUGGAUCUGGCUUACAACGUGACGGCCUAUUUCUUCUAA
This is a messenger RNA of Mesocestoides corti, 801 nucleotides long. Lineage: Eukaryota; Metazoa; Platyhelminthes; Cestoda; Cyclophyllidea; Mesocestoididae. The record is from the annotation of a GenBank genome assembly.